GCCAGCGCGCCCGGCCGCCGCCUCGGGGUAGCAUGGCCGUGAGCGCGGCGGCCGCCCCCGCCGCAGAGCCGCUGCCCCGCAGCAUCUUCAAGAAGUUCCUGGUGAUGCUCUGCUCGCUCCUCAUGUCCCUCUACGUCUUCUACUGCCUGGCCGACCGCUGCCAGACCCUGCCCGGGCCCAUCAUCGCCGCCGGCGCCGCCUCGGAGGAGGAGGAGGGCGGCGGCGGAGGGCUGCUGGGGGGCUCGGCCGAGCUGCCCCCCUGGCAGGCGGCGGCGGCGCGGCGCAAGCGGCUGCAGCAGCGGCUGAAGCAGCGGCGGCGGCGGCAGGAGGCGGCGCCGGGCGAGGCGGGGGCGGCGGGCGGCGGGAGCCGGGCCGGCGGCUCGGGCGGCGGGGCGGGCACGGCCGGCACCCUGGCGCUGCUGCUGGGCGAGGGCAGCAAGCGCCUGCCGCAGGCCAUCAUCAUCGGCGUGAAGAAGGGCGGCACGCGGGCGCUGCUGGAGUUCCUGCGGGUGCACCCCGACGUCCGCGCCGUCGGCGCCGAGCCCCACUUCUUCGACCGCAACUACGAGCGGGGACUCGCCUGGUACAGGGAGCUCAUGCCCAGGACCCUGGAGGGGCAGAUCACCAUGGAGAAGACCCCCAGCUACUUUGUCACCAAGGAGGCCCCGGCCCGCAUCUCCUCCAUGGCCAAGGGCACCAAGCUCAUCGUGGUGGUGCGGGACCCCGUGACCAGAGCCAUCUCGGACUACACCCAGACGCUCUCCAAGAAGCCAGAUAUCCCCACCUUUGAGAGCCUGACCUUCAAAAACAGGACUACGGGCCUGAUCGACACGUCCUGGAGCGCCAUCCAGAUCGGCAUCUACGCCAAGCACCUGGAGAACUGGCUCCUCUACUUCCCCAUCGGGCAAAUCCUCUUUGUCAGCGGGGAGAGGCUGAUCAGCGACCCCGCGGGGGAGCUGGGCAGGGUCCAGGACUUCCUGGGCCUCAAGAGGAUCAUCACCGACAAACACUUCUACUUCAACAAGACCAAGGGCUUCCCGUGCCUGAAGAAGGCGGAAGGCAGCAGCAAACCCCACUGCCUGGGCAAGACGAAAGGCAGGACCCACCCCGCCAUCGCGCAGGAGGUGGUGCAGAGGCUGCGGGACUUCUACCGGCCCUUCAACAUGAAGUUCUACCAGAUGACGGGGCAGGACUUCGGCUGGGACUGAGGCUGGAAAGAAAUAAUUUAAGAAAAGGAAAAUAUAAUAUAAUAUAUAUUUUUUUUUACGUAUCAGUAGAGAGGAGGAAAAUACAGAAAAAAACCCCAGUUGUGCUGAAACAUGCUUUGGUUGGACUUUUUAUUUCUUCCGACGUUGCUUUGUUUUCUUUCUUCUCUCAGAGGCGAGGCCUGGUCCUACUGACACGGCCUCAGCUUGGCUGUGUCCAUCCCUGGCCCCAGGGUCAGCCCUGGCUCUGCAAACACAACCCCGCAGGUGCAGAGUCGCCUCCGGCAGUGUGGUGCUGGGGGCGGCUCAGAGCCUUAC
Messenger RNA from Colius striatus (speckled mousebird), 1523 nucleotides. RefSeq names its product heparan sulfate-glucosamine 3-sulfotransferase 3A1 (gene HS3ST3A1). Lineage: Eukaryota; Metazoa; Chordata; Aves; Coliiformes; Coliidae. The transcript has 2 exons. Bases 33 to 1208 code for a protein of 391 amino acids. The record is from RefSeq and is a predicted model, not a curated record. Gene Ontology annotation, molecular function: [heparan sulfate]-glucosamine 3-sulfotransferase activity.